UCCGGUUUACACUCUGUACUGGGUGGGGGAUUUAGGGUUUCUGUCGAUUCAAGUCUCAGGAAGAAGGAGAAGAAGGUCGAGCUCAGAAGAAGAUGUCGUCGACACUCCUCGAGCAAACUCGCUCCAAUCAUGAGGAGAUCGAAAGACUGGAGCGAAUCAUCGUCCAAGAUCUGCAAACCGAGCCGUCGUCGAGCAAGGAUAGAUUGGUACAGGGCCACCGCGUCCGCAACAUGAUCCAAUCCAUCAUGCGCACCACGGAGAAGCUCGUUGAGACCUAUGAAGAUAAGGAUGGGGCUAGGGAAGAUGAGAUUGCAGCGCUUGGUGGCCACACUGCAACAGGGAUCAACGUGUAUAGUGCAUUUUAUGAUCGUUUGAAAGAGAUACGUGAGUAUCAUAGAAAGUACCCUUCUGGACCUCUUGUUGAUGCCAGUGCUGACUAUGAAGCACUUCUGAAGGUGGAACCUGUUAUUUCGUUCAGUGGAGAGGAAGGCGCGGGUCGGUACUUGGACUUGCAUGAUCUGUAUAACCAGUACAUUAACUCCAAAUUUGGGGAAAGGGUUGAGUAUUCUGUUUACCUUGAUGUCUUUUCUCAACCAGAGAAAAUAUCGCGUAAACUGAAGUUUUCAAGGCAAUACAAGAAGUAUAUGGAAGCUCUGCUAGAGUACUUGGUCAACUUUUUCCAGCGAACGGAGCCGUUGCAGGACCUUGACAAAAUGCUUUCCAAGGUUGAGACUGAUUUUGAAGAGCAAUUUGCAGAUGGAAAAGUAGUAGGAUGGGAGAACCAUGGCCAAGAGAAUGAACCACAGCCACAGCAUUCUGUCAUUGAUCUUGAUUACUACACCACAGCCGAGGAGUUGAUAGAAGUGGGACCUGAAAAGCUCAAGGAGGCGCUUGGGGCUCUGGGGCUGAAAGUUGGUGGUACUCUGCAGCAGCGUGCGGAGAGACUUUUCCUUACAAAGGAUACGCCUUUGGAGAAGCUGGAUAAGAAACAUUUUGCCAAACCCAUCGUGAAACAAAACGGAGAUGCCAAAUCAACGCAGGAGCCCGACAGUGGUAAACAGAUUGCACUAACAGAGGCCAAAGUGAAGAAACUCUGCAGUUUACUUGAUGAGACAAUCGAAAGGACGAAACAAAACAUUGUAAAGAAGCAGGCCUUGACGUAUGAGGAGAUGGAGGAAGAACGCGAGGGUGAGGAAGAACGUGCAGAAGAAGAAAGUGAUGACGAGGAAGGUGACUUUUACAAUCCGCUGAAGCUGCCAAUGGGUUGGGACGGGAAGCCUAUACCAUACUGGCUCUACAAGCUUCAUGGACUUGGCCAGAAAUUCGAAUGCGAGAUAUGUGGAAACAGUGUCUACAUGGGCAGAAGGGCUUUUGAAAGACAUUUUAAAGAGUUUCAACACCAACAUGGAAUGCGUUGCUUAGGGAUCCCAAACACAAAGAACUUCAACGAAAUCACUUCAAUUGAGGAAGCGAAAGAGUUGUGGAAGAAGAUACAGGAGAGGCAAGGGGUUAACAAAUGGAGGCCAGAACUUGAAGAAGAGUAUGAAGAUCGUGAAGGUAACAUCUACAACAAGAAGACUUACUCUGAUCUCCAACGUCAAGGUCUCAUCUGAUUAUUGAAUCACAUUCAGGAUUGUACUUGAUAACUUCUCUACUUGCUGUAUCACUUCAAACCUUUUUACUUUGUAAAAUCAAAACCAUUUGUCAUCUUUUUGUGAUGUAUUGUCUCUCUUUUAGUUUCGUUU
Messenger RNA from Brassica oleracea var. oleracea, 1745 nucleotides. Its product is annotated as splicing factor 3A subunit 3. Bases 93 to 1613 code for a protein of 506 amino acids. Gene Ontology annotation, biological process: mRNA splicing, via spliceosome. The transcript is spliced from 11 exons. Gene Ontology annotation, cellular component: nucleus; spliceosomal complex. Gene Ontology annotation, molecular function: zinc ion binding; RNA binding. Lineage: Eukaryota; Viridiplantae; Streptophyta; Magnoliopsida; Brassicales; Brassicaceae. The record is from RefSeq and is a predicted model, not a curated record.